UCCCAACCAAGCCUUCGCAAAAGGCUCCCCCUUCAUGUACAUCCUGCACUGGGUCAUCGGUUCUAUGGUAAACAUGAGCCCGGAGUUUACUCGAGCCGUAUGUAAGCUCAGAGUGAUGAUCAUGGUCCGGUUCACGUUUGAUGGGGUCGAGAUGGAUAAUGGGGCGGAUUGUCGGUUUUUCUUUCUGCUUGUGAAACGGGACGCGAGGUGGGGGUUUUGCUUCUUCACGCUCUUGUUGUUUGAUAUGGAUCGGUUUGUGCCUGUUCAUCCCGUGGAGGAGGCCGAGAGGUUCCCUGCUGGGUAUCGGCAUUUGGCAUGGGCGGAGAGUAGGACUGGGGUGGUGCCGAAGUUGAACUUGGAUAGUCACGGGCUGGAGAGGGAUGUUUUGUAUCGGAAGUGUAGGGAUUGGUUGGAGAGGGCUAUUAGGCCGGAUUUGACGGGGAAGGAUUUUGCGGAUUGGGAGGUUGAGUAGGUAGCUUGGAGUCGAUAAUGCCCGGAUGUGCUAGCAGGUGACUGUCGGAAGUGGAUACGUUCAUGCUGUUAU
Molecule: messenger RNA, 544 nt
Organism: Aspergillus alliaceus
Lineage: Eukaryota; Fungi; Ascomycota; Eurotiomycetes; Eurotiales; Aspergillaceae
Product: putative pathogenesis associated protein Pep2
Exons: 1
Coding region: 35-472 (145 amino acids)
Source: RefSeq, a predicted model, not a curated record